GAAAUGGACGUGGAACGUGGAUUCUACCGGCAGGUGGAUGUUCAGGACCACGCUCACUACAUUGUUGCCUUCUUUGUCUUUGUGAUUGGAACAGUGGGUGUUACUGGGAACGCCUUGGUCAUGUACGCAUUUUUCUGUAACAAGAACCUGCGGACUCCACCCAACAUUUUCAUCAUGAACCUGGCAGUCAGUGACUUCCUCAUGGCAAUUACACAGUCGCCCAUCUUCUUCAUUAAUUCCCUUUACAAGGGGUGGAUUUUUGGUGAAACAGGCUGUAAAAUGUAUGCCUUCUGUGGAGCUUUAUUUGGAAUUACUUCCAUGAUAAACCUUCUAGCCAUCUCUAUAGACCGCUACAUUGUCAUCACCAAGCCUCUGCAGGCCAUACAGUGGACCUCCAAGAGACGCACUUGCCUCUCCAUCGCCCUGGUCUGGCUGUACUCACUAGCUUGGAGCCUUGCACCACUUUUGGGGUGGAGUUCGUACAUACCUGAGGGCCUGAUGACCUCAUGCACAUGGGACUAUGUGACAUCUACUCCUGCCAAUAAAAGUUAUACCUUGAUGUUAUGCUGCUUUGUAUUCUUCAUCCCUCUGGGCAUUAUAUCCUACUGUUAUCUGUGCAUGUUCCUGGCAAUCCGCCAGGCAAGCAGAGAUGUGGAGAAGUUGGGGUGCCAGGUGAGGAAAUCAACCCUGAUCCAGCAGCAGUCUAUCAAGACUGAAUGGAAGCUGGCCAAGAUUGCCUUUGUGGUCAUCAUAGUGUUUGUGCUUUCCUGGUCGCCUUAUGCAUGUGUCACACUCAUCGCCUGGGCUGGAUAUGGAAGCAUCCUCAAUCCCUAUUCCAAAGCUGUCCCUGCUGUUAUAGCCAAAGCAUCGGCCAUCUACAACCCUUUUAUCUACGCCAUCAUUCACGCGAAAUACAGGGACACCCUAGCAGAAAAGGUUCCCUGUCUACACUUCCUAGCCCAGGCCACCAGGAGGGACUGCAUAUCAGUGUCACAGAGUGACUGCUCAUUCAGGGACUCGACACUGAGCAGACAGUCAUCAGUCUCAAAAACCAAGUUUCACAGAGUUUCUUCCUUGUCUACGACAGACACAGUGAGUUUGGCUUCAAUGCAAAUGUGGAGUGACGUGGAGCUGGACCCUAUCGGCCAUUGUCUGAGGUCCAGCUAUUCCCUUGGAGCUCUGAGGGACAAAGAGUACAACUCACUGGCUAAGCAGACCAAGGAAAGGGGAAGCCAAAGCCAGGAACAGAUUCCCAUCCCAGAGCGAGGCUCACUGAACAGAUGUGACCACAACAUAUUGCCAGAGACUUUCAACACAGUAUUGCCCUCGGCCUGGGUGAGGCAAAGGGAGGAGAAUCCUGAAAGUUGGAAUGAAGAGAAGAAACAAAAAGACAGCCAAGAGAAAGAGGGUGAUUAUGAACAGAGAGCAGCAGAGCAAGAACAGAAAGAGAAUGAUGAGUCACAGGUCCUCAUCAAGCCAGACUCUCUGGACAAUAUUGUAUCUGUGCAUUUCAAAGCCAUCAUCAGACCUAACUCAAAGACAGACCUUGUGGACCAUGGCAGUAGUGACGACAAACAAAGCACACAGAGCAGACAGAGAGAGCUGUUACUCGAUUUGCAGCCUCUAGACUGUUCUGCUCAACUAUUGGGGUCUGUGCAAAGAUUUCUCUCCCCAACACCAGGAAGCUAAAUGUUGAAUAUGUUUAUUUAUCCACGUGGCUAUGUAAACAAAUUUGUUUUUGUUUUUUUGUUCGAGACUAAAUGAACUUUUAUUUCCUCUGUUUCACCAUGCACUGCAGCCAAAUACAUGUGUUUACAAGUCUUUUGUGCAGACUGACACACGACUGUAUUAACAGAUAAUCCACACAUACCUCUCCAGUUAAGGCUUGCUGUUAAUAUACACACUAAUGCUACCACUGUUUUGUUCAACACUGCAACAUAAACAAAGAAAUGGAACCUAAACUUCUAAAAAGACCUUUCAAAAUAGUAUGCAUAAAAACACAAAAACAAAGCCAGAAAUCAUCUGCAUAUCAAAAACAAUUAAUAAAAAGAGCAACUAGAUUUAUAAUCAACUUGUUGUAAAGAGACCAAAGAUUAUUUUUUGGAAAGUUUAUUGUGUAUUUUGUGAAAAAGUUGAUUUCACACGUGUUUACUUUGUAAUUAAAGCUAAGCUAAAUAAAUUAAAGCGAAGUUAUCAGCCUUGCUCAUUUACAUGAGCAAUGAGAAGAUUUGGUUACUAUUUCUUGAUAAUGCAAUGUCUACAAUGCGUUAAUGAGUCACUGUAGAACUCUUUGUAAUGUAUGUGUUUUUCAUGUUUUGUAAGUUAAGUACAUUAUGUACUAU
Molecule: messenger RNA, 2342 nt
Organism: Micropterus salmoides (largemouth bass)
Lineage: Eukaryota; Metazoa; Chordata; Actinopteri; Centrarchiformes; Centrarchidae
Gene: opn4xa
Product: opsin 4xa
Exons: 9
Coding region: 4-1689 (561 amino acids)
Biological process (GO): G protein-coupled receptor signaling pathway; visual perception
Cellular component (GO): membrane
Molecular function (GO): G protein-coupled receptor activity
Source: RefSeq, a predicted model, not a curated record